Molecule: messenger RNA, 2096 nt
Organism: Ricinus communis (castor bean)
Lineage: Eukaryota; Viridiplantae; Streptophyta; Magnoliopsida; Malpighiales; Euphorbiaceae
Product: laccase-13
Exons: 4
Coding region: 32-1822 (596 amino acids)
Biological process (GO): lignin catabolic process
Cellular component (GO): apoplast
Molecular function (GO): copper ion binding; hydroquinone:oxygen oxidoreductase activity
Source: RefSeq, a predicted model, not a curated record
UCAUUAUUCAACCAAGUAUAAGACUUAAGAAAUGGAGCUUCACAACUUAACUUUCAAGGGAUUGCCCCAUUGCAUCUUGGUUGGCAUUUUAGUGUCUCUAUGUUUUCUAGCUUCUUCUUCUCAAGCUAAAACUCACUACCAUGAAUUUGUUAUUCAAGCGAAGCCAGUGAAGAGGCUGUGCAGAACCCAUAGCAUAAUUACAGUGAAUGGACAAUUCCCUGGACCAACAUUGGAAGUCAGAGAUGGGGAUAGUCUGGUGAUCAAAGCUGUAAAUAAUGCGAAAUACAAUGUCACCCUCCAUUGGCAUGGAAUAAGGCAACUUCGAAAUCCAUGGGCAGAUGGACCUGAUCAUGUUACUCAGUGUCCAAUUCUACCAGGUGGGAGUUACACGUACAGGUUCACAAUUCAAAAUCAAGAGGGGACUUUAUGGUGGCAUGCUCAUAGCAGAUGGCUUCGGGCCACUGUUUAUGGAGCUCUCAUAAUCUAUCCUAAAUUGGGUUCUUCAUAUCCAUUUCCAAUGCCCAAGCGAGAGAUCCCGAUUCUUCUUGGUGAGUGGUGGGACAGGAAUCCCAUGGAUGUCCUGAGGCAGGCAAUCUUCACAGGAGCAGCACCAAAUGUUUCUGAUGCUUAUAACAUUAAUGGCCAACCCGGCGAUCUCUAUAGAUGUUCCAGUAAAGAAACUGUAAUAUUCCCUGUGGAUUCAGGCGAGACGAUUCUCCUACGAAUCAUUAACUCUGCUAUGAACCAGGAGCUCUUCUUCGCAGUGGCUAAUCACAGACUAACUGUCGUAGCUGUUGAUGCAGCCUACACCAAGCCUUUCACAACCUCUGUGAUUAUGAUAGCUCCUGGUCAAACAACUAAUGUCCUCCUCACUGCCGAUCAAACCCCAGGUCGCUACUACAUGGCAGCACGUGCAUAUAACACUGCCCAGAAUGCAGCAUUUGAUAAUACGACUACAACUGCAAUCCUGCAAUACAAAUCUGCUCCUUGUAAUUCCAAGAAAGGGAAGUCCUCGCAGGCAAUCCUGCCCCAACUACCAGCCUACAACGACACAAAUACAGCAACGGCAUUCACUGCCCAAUUAAGGAGUCCUUCCAACGUGAAAGUUCCCACUGACAUUGACGACAACCUGUUUUUCGCAGUGGGAUUAGGAUUAAUUAAUUGUACCAAUCCCAAUAGCCCCCGCUGUCAGGGUCCAAAUGGAACCCGAUUUGCUGCCAGUAUCAACAAUGUGUCUUUCGUACUGCCGACAAGAAACUCCAUAAUGCAAGCUUACUACCAGGGUCAACCUGGCAUCUUCACCACAGACUUUCCACCUGCUCCCCCUAUAAAAUUUAAUUACUCAGGCAAUGUGCCCCGGGGCCUAUGGCAACCUGUUCCAGGAACUAAGCUUUACAAGCUCAAGUAUGGUUCGAAAGUACAAAUUGUGUUCCAGGAUACCAGCAUUGUAACAACUGAGGACCACCCAAUGCAUCUCCAUGGAUACGAAUUUGCAGUUGUUGGGAUGGGUUUUGGUAACUUCAACCCAGGAACAGAUACAGCUAAGUUCAACCUCAUUGAUCCACCGCUUAGGAAUACUAUUGGAACCCCUCCUGGCGGUUGGGUAGCCAUCCGAUUUGUUGCUGAUAAUCCAGGUAAUAUACAAAAACUUUAUACUUCAAUACAAAUGCAUUAUGGUACCUCUAUUGACCCGCCUAGUAUGAAACAGGAAUUUGGUUGUUGCACUGUCACCUGGAUUCCCAUAUUACCUGGGGUUUGGCCAUGGCUUUCCUGGUUGAGAAUGGAGUUGGGAAGUUGCAGUCCGUACAGCCUCCACCGCUAGAUCUACCCCAAUGUUAGUGUCUCCUCUGAAGAAAGAUGCCCAAGAAUCAACUUCAAUCAUUCUCCCAGACGACGCAUUUACCAUUUCCAUGGAUAUUGUAUUGACUUUCUUAGUUUUAGAGGGGAUGAUGUUGAAUUAAUUAAGCAAGUUAAUUUUAUAUGUUUUAACUUAAAGAAAAUUCUAUUGGCUUUCUUAGUUUUGAGUGCAUGUAUUCCUCUUAGAAUCUGAAGAAAAUUCUCAUUUUGUAAUAAAUUGGAAUAUUUAUUACUUCUUA